Molecule: messenger RNA, 1291 nt
Organism: Cucumis melo (muskmelon)
Lineage: Eukaryota; Viridiplantae; Streptophyta; Magnoliopsida; Cucurbitales; Cucurbitaceae
Product: protein BCCIP homolog
Exons: 9
Coding region: 171-1130 (319 amino acids)
Cellular component (GO): nucleus
Source: RefSeq, a predicted model, not a curated record
AAGCCCUAAGUGCCUUUUCUUUCAUCGUCCUCCCGUUCUCACGUGCUCAUUCUUCUUCCCCCCCGUCUUCUCCGUUCAGCAGCUCAUUCCCGCCGCCCACGCCUCCGUACUCAGUCCUACUUUGCACUGAUUUUCUACUGAUAGUAUUUCCUAAUUCGAUAGCGUUAAAGAUGCCUCGAAGGCCAACAAAGCGGCGCCAGAUUCUGGGAAAUAGACCUUUAACUUUUUCCCCAUUUGCUCGAACUUCUUGUAUGGCGAGGAAUCAUAUUUUGAAGACGAAAGUAAUGAAAUCUCACUCUAAACACGAAGGUAAUGGUUUUAUUAGGAAGAGUCCCGAGCCACAGAGUGAAUCAUCCGACUCUUCUUCAAGUGGUGAAGAGUUGGAAGAAAUUCAAGCAGAUUUUGCGUUUUUUGAUCCAAAACCUGAUGAUUUUCAUGGGGUGAAGACAUUGCUGCAAAACUACCUAGAUAAGACACGUUGGGAUGAUAUUGGAUUUUCUGAUUUAAUAUUGGGACAAACCACAGUUGGUAGUGUUGUCAAAAUAGAGGGGGAUGAAGAUAGUGGAGUAUUCGGUUUUAUCACAGCCCUUAACUUGGAAAGAUAUAAGGACAGUAGAUCUAUAAUGGACCUCAAGCAAUAUCUCUUGAAAGUUUGCAAGGACAAUGAAAGAGAGAAUGACUUGAAGAAACUUCUGGAGGAGCAAACAUCCAGUGUAGGUCUCAUUGUCUCUCAGAGACUUGUGAAUCUUCCUCCUCAACUUCUGCCACCACUUUAUGAUGCCCUUUUUGAUGAAAUCUCUUGGGCUACUGAGGAUGAGCCAACCAAAGAGCUCCAGGAUUCCUUCCGCUUCAAAUUGUAUAUUCUAAUCAGUAAAAUUUAUAAGCUCAAGACUACAAAUGGUAAGAAAACAAAUCGUAAGAAAAAACCAAUCCAAGAGUCAUUUAUCUAUGUUAAGGCAGAAGAUGAAAUAUUUCACAAGUUGUGUUUAUGGUCCUUCUGCUUUCCCUUGCACACCCAGACAGCUAGCAAGGUAGAAGAUUACGAGUUAAUGGGAAUAGUAAUGGCCGUUGAAGCAAGCAAAGUUCCCACAUUUCGAAAUGAGUUGAAAGCUUUGAUAAGUGAAUCCUAGCAGCAAUCUUAGUUGAACUUGUUGGUCUGAGGAAGUGAUGUGAACGGUUGAGGUGUAAAAUUAUUGAUGAAAUUGUAUUUAAUAAUUUUGAUGUAAUUUUAUUAAUUUUCAAUUUUAUCAUUUUUAAUGACAUUGAAGUAAGGUUAAUUUAGCAUUUUCAA